AUGUCUUCAUUGCAGUAUAACUUAGCAAGUCCUAUCGAGUUUCUAACACGGUUUUUCGAUCGAAAGAUCAACGAUUCUGUUGAUAUUGUCGAAGAAACCCCGGAAGAUGUUCAGAGGAGAUACUUGUUUAUGGAAUUUAUCAGCUCGGAGACCGAGUAUUUAGAGAUGUUGAAACUUUUUGAACACACGUAUUUGGCAACACUCAACAAAUCUGAUCAUAUCGCAUGGCAAAUGACUUUCCGAGUGGUCCAAAAUCUAGUUAAGGGACACGAGAAAUUGCUAGAACAGGUUUUCGGUUGGCUAGAGUUGCCCAUUUCAACUGAUGAUAAUAAAGCAGAAAUCAAUUGGGAACUCCAUGCUUCCCAUAUAGGCAACAAGUUCCAGUCUUUGAAUUCUUUGUCCAAUUUUAUCCAAGUAUAUGUCGAAAAAUUGCUUCUGUUAGAACCCCAUUACAAGGAUUACGUGUAUCAUUAUUCUCUUUGUAACACGUUCAAGAAACAUGGCAUAUUCAACGCGAAAUUAAUUAAACAAUUGUACCAAAUGGAACCAAUGUUGAAGAAAUUUCAACAGCAGCGGCUCAAUUCUCAAUGCACUGAUUUGUUUAGAAGGAAUAUUUCAUUCGAAUCACUAAGACACUUACCAAUCGCAAGGUUGGGUCAUUAUAAGGUUUUCUUUGACUCGUUUUUGAAGUCCAUUGAGUCGUUAAUCUUGCAAACAGACACAACUAUCGGAGAAGAUAAUGCUAUGGAUCUCAUGGGAAAAGGACAGAAAGGGGAAACAAAAUGUGGUUCUGCCGCAUUGAAAAUUCUGUCAGCUUUGAAAGAGGAGUAUGCAGUACCAAAGAAUUGGGAGUUAUUAAAAAUGUGCGUCAUAUCGGUACAACACAUGCUCUUAAGAGUUGAUGGGGUGAACUUCUCCAACUUGAUAGAUAAACCUUCGCAACGGAUCUCCAGUAAGCUCAAAUUCAAGAACCCCGACGAAUACGUCCCGGUAUCAGCACUUGGUGUUCCGCAAUUAACUGGAAUUCUAAACACUGUGUGGAUUGAAGUAAGUGAAGGUCAAAAACUAUGGAAUAAUACUGUCAGAUCCAUUGAUACUUGGAGAAGGAAAAGAGCAUUGUAUCCAAUUUUCCAACUAAAGGGUAAGCAACUUGGUGCUUUUCUAUAUAAAUCGUAUUUGGUUUUAGCAAGGAUUCCAAUGAUUCCAAUGACUGAACUUCAAACUAAUAGUGCGGCUGACGUUCAUUGGACUAUUAAGUUUGCCAUACCGUUAACGAAUUGUAAGUUGAUCCCGAUCGAUAAAGAACAGAAUAAGUACAAUGAAAUUGGAUUACAUGAGGAUACAGCUUCAAAAAUAGAACUGUUUAAAUUGGAAUGGUUCCUAUACGGUGAUAUAUUCGAGACCAUCUUUAUAUUUGAUAAUUCAUAUGAGUGCAAGCAGUGGUCUGAUGCAUUGCAAACGAUAAUUGAUUUGAAUGGCUUUACUUCAAAACCAAUGGAAGCUGACUCCGUAGAAAAUUAUUACCAGAUGGGUAACUCAACCUACGCUCCAAUUAGAAUUGCUCCAAAGUUAACAUUUGCAGAUGCAGUUUCAAAGACUCUUAAUUUAAAUAUAACGAGAAGACAGUACAGCUUAAUCAACCAUCCAGUACAACAUUAUUACUAUUAUACAAGUUUCAAAUUGAAUAUACGGUUUGAUGCAUUAAAAUCGGGCCCAACUAAUCAAAAAACUGGUAUUGCCUUCUCCAGGGAUAAGUAUUCUUUCCUCGAGAGACAAGUCUUUGCAUUACAGCACCCGUUCGAUUCAUUGCAGUCUCCAAGUAAGGCCAUUUCACUUUCAGAUAACUCUGAUUCCAAGGCCGAAUCGUCGACUAACACUGAUCCUUCUCUCGCUCUGACCAUACAAACAACACAGUCCUAUCCCUCAUCCUUUAAAUCAUCGAGAUCUUUUGUUUUAUUGAAGUCCAAAUGUUCGGAUAUUAAAUCUUUCUUUAAAGGAAGCAAUUGUUGA
Molecule: messenger RNA, 2010 nt
Organism: Kluyveromyces lactis
Lineage: Eukaryota; Fungi; Ascomycota; Saccharomycetes; Saccharomycetales; Saccharomycetaceae
Exons: 1
Coding region: 1-2010 (669 amino acids)
Molecular function (GO): guanyl-nucleotide exchange factor activity
Source: RefSeq, a predicted model, not a curated record